AUGGAUAUGAUAGAAGAUCGUGCAGAUCCAGCCCUUACUUAUGUCCUGGCGUCCCAAAAGUCAUCUCCAGAGCAAGUUCUUUUAUUGACAAACGACAUAUCUCGCCUUCUCUACUCUCAAUUACAUUAUCAGUGAAUUUGAAAUUAUCUCAGAUCUCAAGCGCUCACUCUUUCUCCAUCAAUUUUAAUUCCUCAGUCAUUUCCACAAGAAAUGAAGAUCCUCAACCGAGUUCGGCUGCAUUUUAUUAAUGAACUCAAAGAUUUUCCUCACCCUUGCGAAGCUGUUUUGCAUUUAAAAGUCCUUGUCGCUUUGAUUACUCGCAAUGCAAUCCGCUUAACUAAUGAUGAUUUUAAAGAGCUGUAUAGCAUUUUAGAGACUUUGUCCCAAGACUCCCACCUGAGAUUAAUAGAACUGAUUUUUUACUGCUUAAUGAUUUUGGUUACUUUAUUUGACGACUACAGCUCUAUGCUGUCGGUCCAUGCAAUUUUGUCGAAUAUUUCGUUUAAAAUUGAAGGAAAAAGACUGCUGUAUGCGUUGAAAUUUAGAGAAGGAAAAUGGGCUGAAAUUUUGCAAGAAAUGAAUGACUGUUUUGGGUUUGAUGUAAAAAUGGUUAAGGUCCUGGGGAUAAAUUUGGUAAUUUUCUGGAUUUAAAAAAAUAAAAUUAUUUUAUAGAACUUUAAUAUUAAUGUUUUAUGGCAACCCUGUAAAAAUGCCGGAGGAAAUUGUGGAAAAAAGUGGAAGAAUGCUUAUCGGGUGCAUAGGAGGUGGAAAUCUUGAUGUUUCUGAAAUGGAUGAUAAGUGCUUGGCUGUAUAUUUAGGCUUGGGCGGCAAAGAUGUAGGUUAUCGAGCUUUGAUAGACUCUAUUGUAAAUUCCACAAACUUGCAUUUUCAAAAUUUAAUAGAAAAAGCUACUGAAAAGCUGCAAAUUAUGAUACCAGAGCCAAACUUACUAGAAUUGCUCUCUAAAUACCCAAACUUGCAUUAUAGAGUUUUGUUUUAUUCUUUACUUUAUAAUGGAACUGUAAAAAGCCCACAAUACCAUUUUACUUUUUUUUUCAAAAUCAACGUGCGAGCUUCUUUAAACCAAGCCUCAGGAGUUAUUUCAGAAAGGCUCGUCCAGCUCAUCACUGAUUUAAUGCCUUGGUUCUUUAUCCCAUCCUUAUCAGAAUUCACAGACACCAGCGAAGUUUCUGAUAAUUUUAUCUACAAGUUCGCUAACUCCUUACACAAAAUAAGCUCAGAGUCGCUGAUUCAAUGGAAAUCUCUGUUGAAUUUUCACCCGCUGAAGGUCUGUUUAGAAACAUUAGAUGUGUUGCAGCAAUUAAGGUCAAAUGUGCCUCAUGAAAUUUUAUGCUUUUUUGAAUAAUUAUUAUUAUUUUUUAUAUAUUUUUAAAUUAUGAUAAUUGAUUCAAUAGAGAAUAAAUCCUCUCAGAGUGUUCAACUGCAUUAAAAUAGAAAACGAAAAAACUGUAGAGGUCCUCACAAGUAUCCUAGAAGUCCUUUUAAGCGCAUGGCAGCACUAUGUGCUUAAAUAUGAAAGCCCAUUUAACCUAGACGGCCGUCAGUCUUUUAUAUUAACCAUGCAGAGCGCAUGUGUCCAAGACUUAAUAAAUUAUCUUGGCAAAACUGAAGAAAUUGAUCAGGUCAUCUGUGAGUUCCUGCACAGCUACUGAAUAGAAAAUUCUUUAUUAAUCAAGCUUGUCCAUUAUCAAGGCUAUCCAGACCAUUUACUUCCUAUUACAGUAAACAAAAUAGGGAGCUUAAUCUGUACGUGGGACUUUAUUACUGAUCUCGUCAGAAGUGGCACAACUAAACAAAAGCGAUUUGCCUUACAAUUAGCUGGGCAUUUAUCAUAUAAAUACCCGACACAGAAGCUCCUGGACAUAAUCAGAGAAUGCAUUCAGUUUAUUGAGGACAAUUUGCAGUAUUUUUCAGAAGACCCAGAGCUAGACUCAAUUUUGGAAUUAUUUUUGAAGGCUUUUCCACAACUAAAUGGAAGGAUCAGAAAGCUAAAGCGAAAAUACCCCAAGCAGUUCUUUAAUUACGAACUUGCACCUGUCCAAUUAAUAAGAUAA
Blepharisma stoltei is the source of this 2075-nucleotide messenger RNA. NCBI's taxonomy places the organism in Eukaryota, Ciliophora, Heterotrichea, Heterotrichida, Blepharismidae. The record is from the annotation of a GenBank genome assembly.